Messenger RNA from Podarcis lilfordi (Lilford's wall lizard), 35347 nucleotides. The record is from the annotation of a GenBank genome assembly. Lineage: Eukaryota; Metazoa; Chordata; Lepidosauria; Squamata; Lacertidae.
CCUCGUCCUCCCUCCCCUCGCCCGCGGCGGCAUCUGGCCGGUGAAUCGGUCCGUCAGCCCCGUCAGCGAGCGAGCGAGCGAGCGAGCGUCGGGCUGCGUAGGCGCGAGAGGAGAGCGGAGGGCCGAGCAACGCUGAGACUCCCGACGCGCCAUGGCGGCCGAGCUGAGCGACAUGGCGGAGCCUCCCCCGCUGGGGGUGCCGCCGCCGCCUCCCCCUCCCUCUUCAUCGGGCGCUGAGGAGGCCGAGAGCGAAGCCUCCCCUUCGGCCGAGAUGGAGGCCGAGCCGUCGCCGUCGCCGCCGCUGCUGCUGCCGCCGCCUCAGCCCCUCCUGAGCGGCGGCGAAGGCGCGGAGAGCAUGUCGGAGCCGAGCCCUCAGAGCGCCAGCCAGGCGGGCGACGGCGACGACGAAGACGAGGGCGACGACGAGGAGGAGGACGACGACGACGACGAGGCCGAGGCCGGCAGCAGCGCCGGGUCCUCCUCCUCCUCCUCCAGCGGCUGCUGCAGCGACGAGACCCGCUCGCUCAGCCCCGGAGGCAGCGAGGCCGACGCCAAGGCCGGCCCGGGAGGAGGAGGAGCAGGAGGCGGAGGGAGCGCGGGCGGCGGCGGCGGCGACGGGCCCGGGAGCAGCGGAGGAGGCGGAGGCCCGGCAGCGGCCGGAGCGGCGGCUGGAGGCGGAGGCCCGAGCGGCGGCGGCGGCGGCGGGUGCAACAGCAGCUCCAGCGCGGGCGGAGGAGACGAAGGUUACAGCACCGGGAGCGGAGGAGGGAGCGGCGGCAGCAGCACCUGCAGCGCCUCGUCGACAGGCCGGAGGGGCAGCCUCGAGAUCUCCUCCGACGGGGAGCCGCUCAGCCGCAUGGACUCCGAAGACAGGUCGGUUGGGGGGGGGGGCGAGAGGGUGCGCCCGUUCUUAUCUCUCUCAAGUUUAGGGGCCCCCGGGGUGCAAGUGAUCACAGUGGGGACUCGUGGUAAAGGCCGGGGCAGGGUGUUGGUGUGUGCCCCAGCCCCUUGAAAUGUUAAUUUAGCCUUUAAAAAUCAGGACGCAAACUCUCUUAAAAGCGGAUUACGCCCCCGGCCCAACGCCAACCCUCAGCAUCUUUCCGCUUCCACCCCACGCCGCUCCAUUUUUUGCGGUGCCCCCUUCCCAUCUGCAUCGUCUCCCAUCUUUGUUCCAGUUUCAAAAGUUCCAGAAGUUAAGUUGCUUCUGCUUCACUUGGCAGGACUUGCCCUUGGCCUGAGCAUGGCUCCUCCAUCUUGGACAGGGAGGGGGCUUUUAACCCCCCUCUUUUUCUUCCUAGGCAUGUACAGCAGUGUUGCCCAAAGUUGGGUCUCUAGCUGUUUUAGGACCACAGUUCCCAAACCAAACCAAAAUGUUUAUUCGGCUUUACGCCCAUCAUAAAGCACAACACACAAAACAAAUCAAAUAAAACAGCGGUCUCGAACAAGCCACAAGUAAUAUAACACAAUUCACAGCUCACAAGGACAAAUAUUGGCAAAUCAAAACAGAAAUUUAAGAUUAAAGUUAAAAAUUAGGGCACUACGCUAAAUCAAUUUCUGAUGUCAAUAUCAAAAAUUCUUAUAAGUAUCAAUAAUCAGUUAACAUUCCAUUCCGUCUCUUGUACGAGAGAACGGCUGUUAGGAAUUUAGCAACCUGUAGAGUAAUAUAAGGAUCUACAUCUUGAAGAACCCAGGCAAGCUGUAGGUCUACUGGUUUGUCAGCCAUAGGCUGGAUUAUGGAGUUUAGUAUACUAGCGCGAGCUAAACUGUACAUAGGGCAGAUAAACAUAACAUGGUGUAAAGAUUCAGAUGUUUUCAUUUCACAAGCACACAUUGAAGGGACUUGGCCCUUAGUGAAUCUAUGUCUCAGCACGUUUGUUGGGAAAACAUUGAACCUGGCUCUAAUGAAGGCAUAUCGGUGAGAUGCGGCUAUAAGCGAUGUUAAGUAGGACGGAGCACGAUAGAUAGGGGUUAUGCCGAGAUUUAACGGGGAGCAGGCUCCACCACCAGCUAAGAAAUUUUGGUAUAGCUCCACAUCAUCCAGCCUUUGAUUUAUACACCUUUUUGCCGCGUUUAGAUCCAGUUUGAGCAAUUCCGUGGGCGAGAUCUCAUAGGACAGCAAUUUGGCAUGGAUUUUUCCUGACCACAAAUUUGUAAAGUCAUCCCGCCACAUGCAUUGAAUGAGAUAGUGGUUCGGUAGUUUAUGCCAUAGGGAUAUCCAAUAAAUCAAAACUCUCCUCCAUAAAACUAACUCCACUGAGGGGAUCUUCAUUUCUAAGCGAAUAGCCGCAUUACUUACGCAUGUUGGUAGUUUUAAAAGUCGGCGUAAGAAUUGGCUUUGAAGCGACUCUAAAGGUGAAAGGUUUGCAAAGGCAGCCCAUAAAGGUGCAGCAUAGGCCAUUGUGGCCAUCACUUUGAUGCUAUACACUUUCAAGGCCGCAGGAAUGAAUAAGGCCCCCUCAGAGUAGAAAAAACGGAGGAGAACCACAGUUCCCAUCAUCCCUGACCACUGCUUUGCUAGGCAUGAGGAGAGUUGUAAUCCAAAAACAGCUGGAGACCCAAGUUUGGGAAACACUGAUGUAGACUAAUUCCUGCAAAAGAAUUGCUACUUGCUGCCCCAGGUGUGUCAAAAGUAUUAAAAGGUUUCAUGUGUGCCCAUAGUAAGGUAGCACCAACAAGACUCCACCCUAAAACGCCUUUUCCUGUUCUUCCAAGGCAACUGGGACUUUAUGUAUUGCAUAUCCUCAUCUGUCAGUGAGAGGAACUUUCUUUGGUUUUUCUGUUUGUCGGGAUGAUUGUGGCCUGUUACUACACAAAUCCUCCUUUCCCCCAUCUGGCUAGAAGCCAGGCCCCAUGUAAUCCAUUGCUGGUUUGGGAGGAGUUGGUUUAGAGAGUCUUAGACACUCAUCUUGUUGUAAUCUCUCCCCUCAUUUUUUCCCCCAACUCCUACCUUUUUUUACCACACCCUGUUCUAGCAAACAUGGCUGUCUUAGCUCUGGAGCUUUUUACGUUUUUUUACACCUCUCUAAAGUCCUCCUCAAAAAGCAGCUUAGCUUGGGAAGUGGGGGAAUGGUUUGCACUGGUUCCUCUUCUCCUUUACUCGCCCUUUAAGGGAGCAGCAAACACCUAAUUGUGUGUAUCAGCCGUGUAACUAACAAGCAUAUCUUGUAAAAUUUACUAACACAAGUGGGUUUAUGCAGCUUAUGAAAACCCAGUUGUGCUUCUGAACAAAAGGGUAUGUGUGUAAGAAAUGCUUAUAUUGGCACAACAAGCUUCUGCAUGACCAAUGGUUCUUAGUUGUGUUCUCACAAGUGUAUGCAGCAGAUAGUUACAAUCUGUUGGGAUUUUGUUAAACUAGUUCUAGUGACUAUACUAUUUUAACUUGCACCUGUUUUUUGUUCAGUCACUCUAUUAAAUGACUAGUAACUGAAGGCAGAUCGAUUUCAUGCAAACAUGCAAGUUGCAGUGUGGAUCCAGUAUUUGAAUUCUUAAGGCUAGUUCAGUUCCUAGGAGACAGUUGCUGACUAGAAGAAAACUUGAAGCUUAUUAGAUGCAAAAUAGUUUGCAUUUAAAAAAUAAUAUAGUCCUGAAAUAUUAAAGUUCCUUAAAAAAAUUACUUGGCCCAAGUCCCUGCAAGCCAGAAUUUGCUAGCCUCCCCUUUUUUGUUGGGCUACAUCGAGGUGGGGACAUGGAAAUCCUUGGGGGAAGUUGAAGUGUAAGCAAAUUUUCCUUUUAAUACUGUUACAAUAUAAAAUGCAAACUUACUUAGUGCAUAGCUAUGUACUUACUGUUUUCAGUAUUUAUGAAUUUUGCGGAGGAAUCCUUUUCAUAUUUACUCAGAAGUAGAGCCCACUCUAUUUAAUGGUGAAUAUACCUCCUGGUUAGCUUGCAUAGGACUGCUGCUUCAAAGCACAACUGCUUCAAUGACAUUGGUUUGUAAAUUCCAAAUUGUGGAUAUACCCAAUAGUAGACAGAAAGAGCAGUACAAACUGCUGAGAACACACAUCUUAGUUCUUGCUGUUUUGCACAUUUCUUUACACAUUUGUCACUUGAGAUGUAUAUUUUUAAGGACCUACCUUAUUUCUGUGAUGUAGGUUGUUUUAAACCAUUUCCCACACUAAGUUUCAGUUGUUGUAUCCCACCCUGGAACCCUUGGAUGAAAGGUGGGUAAUAAAAUAUAGUAGUAAUACAUAGAGCACAUUCUGAAUAAGUAAAACUGUGUCUCAAAAGCAUUUUGUUAUUCAAAAGGAAAAGUAUUUAAUAUUUCCCCUCAAAUUUCCAGUUUUACCAUUUGCAAAUACUGAAUGAAAGAAAAAGCCCUUGGGGAUGGGGCAGGGGUGAUAGUGGUGAUGGUGAUUUAUUAAAUUUUUAUAUACACCCUUCAUCUGAAGAUCUCAGGGCAGUUCACAAGAUGGUUCCCCCUCCCUUGAAUUUUUCCCACCUUCACAUUUCUGUAAGUUGGAAAUCUUUCAAAAUUUACUCUUCUCUACUUCAGCUCUCUCUGAUGGAAAUAUAAUGCAUGAUGUGCCCCUUGAUCUAAAUAAGAGUGGAGGGUAGCAGCUCCUUGGGGGCAUUGAUGACUUACUGCUCAAUACUGCAUUUGGGAACACUUGUCUCUUCUUGCCACGUUUGUGUGAUAGCUCAGGACGGCUGAGGCACUACAUCUGGUCAGUGCCAGUAGUGGAGGCAAUUUCCAGUAUUUCCGAGGAAUGGAGUUGCUGAAAGCAGAAGAGCAUGUCGUAUUCUGUUAAAAUUAAUAAUACCUCAUCUUAAAUACAUAACUUUAAUGUUGAUCCCAAAUACUAAAAAAUUGAGCCAAGUUAAAUUCCAUCAUUAUUUUUUCUAUUUUCAUUUUGGUUAAUGUUCUGCUUAUAAAUGUUGCAUUCUUCCCGGGGUGAUAUGGAGUCAGCAAUUGCCUGUGGAAGUUUUUAAUGCUGCAUUUAUCUAAAGUCAGCAAUCCGUUUUAAGGUAUAAAUUUUUUUUUAUAAGAAGCAGCUACUAAGUGGGCACUAAAAUCUGCUAAAACAGCUUGCUUGUUUAAUGUGCUUUAAACACACAUUUAUGGCUUCAUAAAAGCCCCAUAGGGCAACAAAUCACAUAAUGAAUGUUCAGCAGAUUAAAUAUGCUUGGUGUACUCAUCCCGAUCCUUUGACGUUCCUCAUAUCCCUGUGCCUUUAUAUGUGAGCCAUUUUUUAUGCAGCUGACAGCUAGGUGGGUUUUGCUUUAUAACUGUGAGAAACUCAACAUGGCAUUCAGCAGCUCAUCUUUAUCCUGCACAUAUUCCUGCACAUAUUCCAAUCUUCAUUGAACAUUUGUUGUGAUAAAGUUAAAAAAAACUCCAUGUGCUGUUCCAUCUGUUUUUCCUCAUCUGUCUUUAACUUCUUAAAGUUUUCAUUAUGUUCUACAGUAUGACAGUCGUACAGUCUGUUCGACUUCCGAAAACGUUCGACAACCAAGGCGCGGCUUCCGAUUGACUGCAGGAGCUUUCUGCAGUUAAUUGGAAUCCGUGUCGGAUGUUUGGGUUCCAAAGAACGUUUGCAAACCAGAGCGCUCACUUACAGGUUUGCGGCAUUCAGGAGCCAAAACGUUCGAGUCACAAGGCAUUUGAGAUCCAAGGUACGAAUGUACAAUGGUUACAGACUAGCAGAUGGAGAUUGCUGUAAAAAUGAAGGCUUUUUCAUCUGUUUUAUGUAUACUUCAAGUGCAUGUACAUACAUGUGCCUUUUAAAAAACCAUUAAACCUUUUUGAAACUACAAAUAAAAAAAACCAAACCCAGAUGCAGAGGGUAAGUUAUUAAUGUAAGUAGCUUACCCACAUGCCUUCUGAGCUUCACUUGCUCUUCAUUAAUAAUCUAAUUUCCACUUCUAGAUCUUAAUGAAAGUUAACUUUAUUAUAGACAUUGAAAGCUCUGAUGUGUGUCUCAGUAUUUCAGAUAAAAGUGGUAUACAUGGCUCUGAAUCUUUUAGCCUUUAUAUGUGCCACAACCCCAUCAAAAACAGCUUACUACGUUUUGGGGAAACUUAGGUUAUGCUGCAGUAUAGCUUGGAGUUCCCUGAAGCAGUUCAGACUGCUUGAAUAAGAAUCAUUGGUUUGUAUUCUCUGAACUAAUCUUCCCUGUAGGCCCACUUUACUUCUGGGCCUCCCUGAAACUUUUUGGUUUGAGCUGAAUGUUUUCCUGUAAGUGAACUGAUUCCAAAUACAAAAACAUAACUUAGCACAACUGAGCCUAAAAUGAUUAUGAGUUACCAUAAUCAUUUGCAGAGGCUACUGUACUAUCAUUUCUCUAUCUGUGGUUAAAAUGGCAUAGAAUCCUUAUCCAUUGCAUCUUCACAGUAAUAAAUGGCAAUCGUUGCCCCAGUGCAUUCAUGGAAGAACUGGGAAUGGAUUUAUACCUUAGUCGUUCUCAUUCAAGGGCCUCUAGAGAUACUGCUGUUGCUCUCAGACCUUGUAUGUAGCAAGAGUGGUCAAAGGUUCAUGUUCUCCCUUAGAAAAGACAUCGACUACAUGAGUGGUGUCACAUUUAUUUUAAUUAACUUUUCUCCUGAUGCUACUGUUACUUUCUCUGUGGAGUGAGGGAGUCGGGGAAUCUACCAUUUGGGGACCAGUGUCAGUCAUGCAGCAAAAACUUACUUAUUCUUAACAGUGAACAAUGAAUAAAUUGCCUUUAAAAUGUCAGGAAUAUAGAUAAUGAAGCAAGAUACUUAAAUAAUGUACUUUUCCGUGUAUUAGACAAGGGUUUUUUUUUUACUCCAAAAUAAAGUUUAAAAUGGGUGGAGUUCGUCUUAUACGUAGGUAGUACAGAGGGGGAACGGGUGAUUGGUUGUAUCCAACAGCAGGAUCUAGCGAUUGGGUGGGUGAAUGGUGUCUGCUGCAAGGGCUGCUUUGUAUUGGCUGCUGCUUUGUCAAUUGGGUGGAUUAUUUGUGGAUGUGGCAAGGGCUGCUUUGGAUUGGCUGCUGCUUUGGCAAUUUGGCUUGCAUUGCUUGAGAUUGUUAGCGUUUGCUAGUUGGGUGAGUGAUAGUUGGUUCGGCACUCUCCCCCCCACCCUUGCUCAUUUUCUUAAAUUUGAGGCCUCCCUAAAUAAGGGCAUCUUAUACAUGGGGGCCUCUUAUAGAUGGAAAGUACGGUAUACUGAAGUAGAAAGUAAUUUUUUUAUUUUUUAACUUCCAUUAUUAGUACCAGCUUUAGUUUUCAAUGAAAAUGUAUACAGAUUGGCCUGACAUUUCCUACACCAAAGUAUCUUUCUUGUGCUUCAAAUUGUCCAUUUGAAGAAUCGGAACCUUAAUUUAUUUGACGAUGAAGAUUUAGCAUAAAACUCAUGUUUUAUGUAGUUUUUAAAUGCUUUUUCUUGUAUGUUCAACAGUACUCAUAUAAAGCAAAUGUCAUAUGUACUAAUCCAAAAAACCCAAAGACCAAUUAGCUAAGAGCUAAGUAUAUACAGGAGCAUAAAAUAGAUUUAAGACUAAAAGAACCUUGUCUCUUCAGUUUGUAAACCUGUGAUUUUCACAGUGGUGUUCAUUACCACAUGAUAAUGAAUUAUUAGAAUCACGGAAUUUUAGAGUUGGAAGGGACCACGAGGGCCAUCUAGUUCAACUCUCUGCAAUGCAGGAAUCUUUUGCCCAAUGUGAGGUUCAAACCCUUAACCCUGAGAUUGAGUCUUAUGAUCUGCAAAACUGAGCUAUCUGAGGAUAUGUAAUAGCAAUAUGAGGGAACUUUGAGUGUUCUGAGGUGUACACAUUUGUGAUGAAUAUGUCUAUGCAUAUGACCAGGUGGGGAAAAGUUUUGGGGCUUUUUUGAUGACACAUAUGUGAAAUGUACUUAUAUGUAAGAAUCAGAACUGUCUAGUGAGUCAAACCCUCUGCAGUGCAGGAAUCUUUCACCUACCAUGGGGCUCAAACCCACGAACCUAAGAGUUUCAUGCUCUACCAGCUAAGAAGUAAUGUUCAUCCUUUUUGAAUCUACAUUUGAGUGCUUGAGCAGAGUGACAUGAAUGUAAGCUGCUGUCUUAACCAACCUUAAUCCUUUUGGCUAACUGGUUUAGAGACCAUGGAGUGCAAAGAAGCUCUGGUGCCAUCAGCUUGCAGCAAUCUGAUGUCUUCAGCAGAGGCUGCUAUCUCCUCAAACCUUGUUCCUUUCUCAAUAACAUUUACAUUUAGCUUCACACUGUAAAAACAUCAAUAUAGACACACAGUUUCUGGAAAGGACCAGUGUGAAGUGAAUUAAACAUGUGCCACUCCUAUGAAUUAUGUGACAUGUACAGUGGUGCCUCGCAAGACGAAAUUAAUUCGUUCCGCAAGUCUCUUCGUCUUGCGAAUUUUUCGUCUUGCGAUGCACGGUUUCCCAUAGGAAUGCAUUGAAAAUCAAUUAAUGCGUUCCUAGGGAAACCGCCUUCAGACCAGGUCCGGGGACAGUCUGUCCCCGGACCUCUUCUGAAGGCUGGGGGGCAAGGGCUUUCUUCCCACCCCCAGCAUUUUAAAACCCCGGGACAGCGGAGGACUUCUCCGCUGUCCGGGCGAUCUUAAAAUGCUGGCGGGCGGCAUUUAAAAUCACUCCGGGACAGCGGAGGACUUCUCCGCUGUCCGGGGCAAUUUAAAGCCCCUGGGAAGGCAGGCAGGGGGACAAAGACUUUGCCCCCGCCAGCCUUCAGAAGAGGUCCUGGACCUCUUCUGAAGGCGGGCGGGGCGAAGUCUUUGCUCCCCGCCUUCAAAAGCCCUCCGGGACAGGCAGGCAGGGGGAGCAAAGACUUUCGCCCCCGCCCGCCUUCAGAAGGUCUUCCCUCCCCGCCCGGCUCGGAGCACCGUUCCGGGCCGGGCGGCGGCGGGAGGUGUUCCCUCCCCCGCCCGGCUCGGAGCACCGUUCCGGGCCGGGCGGCGGCGGCAGGUGUUCCCUCCCCGCCCGGCUCGGAGCACCGUUCCGAGCCGGGCGGCGGCGGCAGGUGUUCCCUCCCCCGCCCGGCUCGGAGGAGCCUUCCGAGCCCGGCGGCGGCGGGAGGAGGUGUCCCCGCCCGCCGCCGGGCUUCGGAGGAGGUCCGAGGACAGUGGGGAAGACGCGCUGCGCUUCCCCGCUGUCCCUGAGAUUUCCCUAUGGGCUGUCGUCUUGCGAAGCAAGCCCAUAGGGAAAUUGCUUUAUGAGCGCCUCCAAAACGGAAAACCCUUUCGUCUAGCGGGUUUUCCGUCUUGCGAGGCGUUCGUCUUGCGGGGUACCACUGUAUAGGAGAGGACAGAAUGUUUUCUGUAAUUUUGCACUCUGCUUUGGAGAAGGGGGAAAGUGGUUGGAAUUCUUCUUGCUGUUUUCUCCAAUUCCUAAAAGCAAAGGGAGAACUGAAGGGAGGGCAGUGGUUGUCACUGGCCAUGAAUAAGCAAAAUCCAAAUUCAUAGAGGCCUGCAAAUGCUGUCAACAGUGUGGAGAUGGUGGGAGAACAAAUUCUUUGCUUCCCUUCAAAGGGAACAUUCAAAGGAAUGCGGAGAGGAUUGGCUGUUACCAAGGGAGGAGAUAACUGUCUUCAUUAGUGUACAAGUCAAGCUCCAAGAUUUUCUUAACUCACUAUCUGAUUGUGUACAUUAUACCAGAAAAGACAAGUGGUUGGAAACUUCACUCAGUUCAAAACCCAGCUGGGACUGGCUAAUAGGAUCGCUAAUCUCUACCCUGUCCUUGAACAGCUAUCCUGAACUAUUUGUCUGUUUCUGGGAACAGCUGAAACCAGAAAUUUGGUGCGAACCUCUGAAGUCUUAAAUGGCUUGUGCUCUACGUAUCUGUUGUGCUGCUUCCUUCCACAUGAACCAGCACAGGUCGUCUUCAAAGGCAAUAAUCCGAGACCCACAUAUUUUCUGAAGUUUAUUAGGUUGACUGGAGUUGAGGUGAUCCUGGUUGUACUGUUGAUUUCCUCCAUUUGUUUUCUUAUAUCAGGUUGAAUUUAAUUGUACGCAUUUUAUGAGUUUUAUUUGUUUACUUCCUUGGAAGUCUUAGAACUGAAGGGUCACAGACAAGUUUGUCAAUUGCUGUUUGGAGAGCUUUACUUAAAAUGCAGUUAAAUCUUAAAGUGGGACCAAAUAGGAAUGGAAUCCUGGAGUUAAUUCUAAUGCAGCUCCAAAACAGUCUUGUUUCUUUUCCCCCCCCUCCCUAAUAACUUAUUUUUGGUGUGCAUUUGACCACUCCCUUGACAUUUCAUCUGGUUGUCAUUUAAGCCCUGGACACCAGAAGAAAGUGAGCAGAACUCCCAAAGGAUGGCUUUGAAGAGAAGCUCCUGAGCCUUGGGCUCUACAAAACAAGUGUGUGGAAUAUUAUAGUUUAGCUGCUGUUAUGCUAUAAACUGCUGAGCUGACCCUUACCAGGGGGUGGGUGGGUACAGGGCAGUUUCUAAGUGUGAAUUCCCAGCUGUGUUUGGGAAAGCUAUUCCACUACUAGACUGAAUUAAAACUUUUAGAUAGAUUAUUUUAUAUGCUGCUUGUAAGCUACACCCUCCGCACAUGUCCUAUGAUAGUACCAGUCUUAGCUCAGAUUAGUGGGGAACUUAACCUGAGCUGUGCCCUGUCUUUGAGGGGCUCGCUCUGAGCAGUGAUUAAUGUCUAGGACUUGAGCUGGGGGGCGGAGUACAAUAGUGCCCUAUGUGCUGUUGUUCAUUACCUUCCACAUAUGUUCCAAGGCGUUGUAUGGAAUCUGAUACAACAGCAAUCAUUCAAAUAAGCUGUUCCCAAGCUGUAUAGGGCUGUAUAUGUUAGUAUCAAAACUUUGAACUUGGCCUUGUAGCAAAUUGGCAGCCAGUGCAGAUCUCUCAGACUCUCUAGAUCCUUUUCAUGUGUAGAACUGGCAAGCCAAGUGUCCCCAUCUUAUAAUAGUGCAGCUUGUUCUUCCUGCCUAAGUGUAGAACCUGACAUUUGUCCCUAUUGAAAUUCAUUUGUUUGUUUGGGCUCAGUUCUCCAAUCUGUUAAGGUCUCCUUGAAUCCCAAUUCUGUCUUCUACGGCAUUAGCUAUCCCUCCCAGUUUGGUGUCAUCUGCAGAUUUGAUGAGCAUUCCCUUAGUUCAAGCAUGGCCAAACUUGGCCCUCCAGCUGUUUUGGGACUACAACUCCCAUCACCCCUAGCUAACAGGACCAGUGGUCAGGGAUGAUGUGUAUUCCCAAAACAGCUGGAGGGCCAGGUUUGGCCAUGCCUGCCUAAGUAAUUUAUAAAGACAAACUAGCAAUGAGCUCAGGACAGAAUCCUGCGGCACCCCACUUGUUACUUUUUUCCAGGAGGAUGCGGAACCAGCUACAAAUCCACCUGAAUCCUAGCAGACAUCAAUAAUACAAAAAAAGUCCAUACCUUUGUCAGCAUUACGGUGAUUGCAAGUGGAUGGUAGAUCUGAAGCAGAGGUCUGUAUGCUGCCCCUUGACCCCAUUGGAGCAUGUACAGAACUGGGCUAAGGGAGACCAUAUGAUUCUUAGCAUAGGCAGAUAUUUUGUGAAUCCCAAAAUCUACAUCAGCUUUGAAUUAGGUUAGUGCAAUUCUGUGUUGGCUCCCCCUAACCAGCCAAGAUACACUUUGGUUGCAAAUAGUUGUGUGUGUGCCCAAUGGAAGGUUUGCAUCUCAGAAAUAACAGUUCUAUGAACAAAUCCAGCUUGCAUGUUGACCUCCAGGGCCGCUGGUGUAAUGAUCCAUCUGUUAGAUCUGAAGUGUGCCUUAGGGAAAGCUGUCCUGGUCAAACACUUUAGGAAGGAAGGUUUAAAGGCAGAGCACAAAAAUACUUAAAGGUUGUUUAGGUUUUUUGUAUUUAUCUGGCAUUGUUUUGCAAUGUUUUGUCUAAUCAGCCGUCACAGCAUUUAUUUGAUGAACACUACAGUCAUACCUCGGGUUGAAGUCGUUUCAGGUUGAGCAUUUUUGGGUUGCGCUCUGCGGCGACCCGGAAGUAACGGAGCACGUUACUUCCGGGUUUCGCCGCAUGUGCAGACGCUCAAAAUGACGACCCACGCAGAUGCGGGUUGCAUUCGCUUCAGGAUGCGAACAGGGCUCUGGAACGGAUCCCGUUUACAUCCAGAGGUACCACUGUACAUUGAAUAUUUUUGUAUUUGUUUUUGACUGACCUAGCCAUUACAGUUUUAACAAAUGCAAUACAGGCAGAUUUUUAGAUGGCAGGCCUUUUCAUUACAUUUGCCAAAAGGGAUUGCUAGUAAUAAUGAUGAAAUCUCAUCCCUUGAAGGAAUGAACUGCAGAUCUUUAAUAGAAUAAAAUACAGUAGAUGUAGCAAUACUGUUUCUUAUUUCUUAUGUGUCCAAAAUAAAGCAAGGUGUUAUGUGAUAUAAAGCAUAAAAGCAGCAAUACCAAAACAUGCCCAAAAGCUUUUACAGUCUUGCAUAAGGGGGUGGGGAGAAGGUGCACAAGAAGGCACCUGCAGUACAGUCCUGUUUCUUUGUACUUGGAAGUAAGCUCCAUGGUGAUAGUAGUGUUUACUCUCUGUUAAGUGUUUCUGCAAUUUUAGUCCAGCCUAAGUUAAAUUAAUACUAUUUCUGAAGUGCCUGGAAUGGUAUUUGGUUGCUUAGAGAUACCUGUUGAUGCAGCCUAGAAUAGCAUUAGCUUUCCCCUCCUGCUGCAUCAACUGUUGACUCAUGCUAAGCUACUGAGAACUCCUACAUCCAUUUCACAUGUAGUACUGGCCAUCUAGGUGUCCCCCCAUCUUAUAUUUGUGCCGCUAGUUCUUCCUUCCUGUGUGUAGAACUUUACAUUUGUCUCUAGUGAAAUUCACUUUGUUAGUUGGGGAGCAGUUCUCCAAUCUGCUAAGGUCAUUUUGAAUCCCGAUUCUGUCUUCAGCGGCAUUAGCUAUCUCUCCCAGUUUAGUGUCACCUGCAAAUUUGACAAGGUUCCCCUCAAUACCUCCAUCCAAGUAAUUUAUAAAGAUGUUGAACAAAAAUGGGCAUGGGAUAGAGCCCUGCAGCACUCCACUUUUUACUUAUUUCCCAGAUGACAAUGAACUGUUAGCGAGCACUCUUUGUGUUCAGUCAGUCAACCAGCUACAAAUCCACCUAACAGUUAUAUCGUCCAGUACACAUUUUACUAGCUUCUUACAAGAAUAUCAUUGGGGAAUUUGUCAAAGACUUGCUUUGAUACGCUAAGUCCACAGCAUUCCCAUGAUUCACCAUGCUUGUAACUAAAAAAAUAAAUAAAUAAAUUAAGAGAUCCGCCUGGCUUGACUUCUUUUUCAGAAACCCAUGCUGGGUCUUAGUACAGGUGGUGAACAUUUUAGGCAUGUUCUAAUGUUGUGUGAUAACUGACAUGUGGGUCCUUUUGGACCCAGAAGAGGGAAGAAUGGGGAACUGGCCAUUGCCUGCAAUCACAGUCGUUCUUUUCUAUGUGCUCAAAGACUGAGCCAAUGUGCAGUUGUUUACAUAUUUCCAGAAAUGGCUGUGAUGUAUAUUAUGUGUACAUCAGUUUUGUAAAGAAUCCCAACAGUUUUUAAUAGCCUAUUGGAGACCAGCAGAGAAAAGGCAAAAAAUAUCAUUUUCUGUGUUCAGAGGAGGGCUCCCUUCCUCUGGCAGCCCAUUUUGUUUCUAUGCUGGGCAUAGAACUACUCCAUCCCUUCUAUGCCAGCCCACCUGCAUGGAGUUCCUUUGUUACACUCCUGGUCUGUGUGAAGCAAAACAAGCCAUGAUCGUGGGUUUGCAUGUAAUGACAAGCCAAGGUUUGCUAACUCCUGACAUGGAGCCAGGGAGUAGUGAAAUGGGGACUUUUGAGCAGUUUUAAUGAAUCACAACUAGUUUUGGCCCAUAUUGAGUCAGAACCAACAUUUGCCUCAUUUAUUUGUGUAUUGAGCUUUGUUAAUUUGCGUGCUGGGAUUUCGAGUGUUGCCAUUUAUAUUGAAAUAUAAAUCUGCUUGAAAACACAAGAAGGUUCAUAAUUAACUCAUUUCUCUCUCUUCCCUUCCUGUAGCAUCAGCAGUACCAUAAUGGAUGUAGACAGCACAAUUUCCAGUGGACGCUCAACUCCAGUUAUGAUGAAUGGACAAGGAGUUACAGCUUCAUCAGCAAAAAGUAUUGCUUAUAACUGCUGCUGGGACCAGUGCCAUUCUUGCUUCAACUCAAGCCCAGAUCUGGCAGACCACAUUCGCUCCAUACAUGUAGACGGCCAGCGAGGAGGGGUUGGUUUACUUUUUCAUUGCUCUUCCAUGCUAUUUGUACUGUGUGCAUUGAGAGUUAAUAACUGCUGCUGCUCAAUAAAAUGCCAAUCAUUUUUGGAAGCCACCUGGUCCUCUAGUGACAAUGCUGGAUCCAGGAGACCACCAGAUGACAGAUCUCUUCCUUCAGAGGGAGUGCCAUUUUGUCUAGAGCAGGCUGAAUUCCCAAUUCCUGGAAAUGCCAGCCGUCCAUCAGCAUUGCCUCCAUCUUGCCUUUAUUCAGCUUCCUGUCUUUUUGAGAGAGGUGGGGAUUUUUCUCACUCUCUUUUUUUUGGGAAAAUAAUAUUUAUUACUUUUCCAACAAUUUAAACACUACAAAAACAAUACAAUACAAAAACACUACAUAACACUAACACAUUAAACACAUUAAACUAACAAAACAAAACAAAAACAAUUUAAAACACAUCAAACUAUUUCAAUAUCUUAUCUUUCAUUCACUUAUUUCCACGACCUCCUCACACCUCCCUUUUUGUAUUCCACUUCUGUUAAUUGUUUCAGCAAUUCCUUUCCAUCUUCCUCUGCUUUCUGUCUUUUAAUUAUCUUAACAGAUUCUAACCUUAUUUUUCCCUUUAAUAAUACUCUAUUAAUCUAUUUAUACUUAAUUCCUUGUAACAUUUCUACUAAAGCCAUAUAUCUUCAUUCCAACAUUUUUCUAACAUUCAUUAAUUUUACAGUAUUUCUGUAAAUAGUCUUUAAACUUUUUCCAGUCUUCUUCCACCGACUCUUUAUUUUUCUCACUCUCACUUUGGUGUGUGGAAAGUAAGAAACACUUGGAGAAAUGCCUGCUGUUGUUUCUUGCUGCCUCCAGACCACUGAACGAGAGAAUUGGGAGAAGAGAUAUAAACUGACACUUGUCGCUAGCAAGUAAGAUUUGUAGAUGUCUGAAGUUAAGAGGUGACUUAUCUAAUUUGGAAUUUUGCAGCUUGAUAAAGAGAAGGCCGGGAGUAGUGUUUAGGACUGGUUUUCUUUCACGUUAGUUUGUGUUCCUUAAUGUAGCUUUUCUUCUUUUGCAUCAGCAGUUUAGAUUUUGGUUUUGUAACUUGGAGUUUGGAGACGAGGCAACCUGUUUUCAACAUAGCAUACAUAGAAGUGGAAGAAUAAAUGAAAAGCAAAAUGCUCACUUUAAAAGAGGACAAACAGCUGUCUUCAUAACCUGAAUAAUUAAAGCAUAGAAUCCUUUUCUAGUAUAAGGCUUUUGGACUUCAGCCGCACCAAUGGCAGGGGUCUCCACACAAAUAAAAUGGUAGCUAUCUGCAGUUUCUGUGAUGGAACAAGGAGACUGUUAUCAAAUAGAAAAGAACGUUUCUCCCUAAAUACACCCCAAGUAUCCCACAGUUCUAUGAAAUACACUGUAUCCCUUUCUCAGGACUGCUGUUAAGAAUGUAAGUCAUGCCAUUCUUAGCCAGAUCAGCAGUCUUACCUAACUGAAGCUGAAUCCUGGUAAGUCUGAAAGUUGUAGCUUGAUGGUUUCUGGGUCCAGGAAUUGUGUGUUCUUCGUGGAGUUCUGCCCCCACCCCAGGAUCAUCUUACAGCUAGCAACGUACUGCCUAAAUAUGGGCACACAGGUUUUUUCAGUAUCUUUCAUGGUAACCAGCAACAGACCUGUGUUUGCUUAAUUUAGUUAAGAGGUGGCUAAUCAGCAGGCUGUAUAUGGCCUCCCAAAAUUUGUCAUACAUAUACAUUUACACACACACAUACACUUGUGUGUGAAUUUUUGGCAGACCUCUCCUGCAAGUCCCCUGCUGUUGAUUCUGUGAUGCUAAAAGGAUUUUGUGCUCUCUAAGGACUCCCCACCCCCAGUUUCCUUUUUUAAGGUCCCUACGGGACCGCCUCUCCUGGUAAUGCCCCACAGAGGAACCUACGGUCUGCAAAUAAAAACAUCCUGAAGGUCCCAGGCCUCAGAGAGGUUAGGCUGGCCUCAACCAGAGCCAGGGCUUUCUCGGCUGCGGCUACAAUCUGGUGGAACGCUCUGUCACAAGAGACUAGGGCCCUGCGGGACCUGACAUCUUUCCGCAAGGCCUGCAAGACAGAGUUGUUCCACCAGGCCUUUGAUCAGGGCCCAGCCUGACUCCCUCCUCUGGUAACCUGCACAGAAGUUUGCUUAACGGUUGCCAUUAAUUUGAUUUUAAUUAAUUUUUAUAAUGAAAUGUUUUAGAAUGUUGGAUUAUUUGAUUGUUUGAUUAUUUGAUUGUUGUUAGCCGCCCUGAGCCUGGCUUUGGCUGGGGAGGGCGGGAUAUAAAUAAAAUUUAUUAUUAUUAUUAUUAUUAUUAUUAUUAUUAAAAGGGAAGGCACUUUCACUUUGAUGUGGCCCUGAGAGUCUUGAUGCCCUUGGCUCAAAAAAAAAAAGGGUGAUUAUUACGUACCCUUCACUCUAGGGCUAGCCACCCAUGAUUUAUAUCUUUUUAAAGUUGUCCUUAAUCCCAUGAUUUUUCACAUAAUUGCUAAUUGAAUUUUAGAGGUAAUGACCACCACAAAUAUUUGCUUCCUCUAAUGAUGAAUAUUUAGGGUCCCGAUGUUAAUUUCUUGAUCUUGAUUUUUAUAUUCUUCCCAUUUUAAAGGAGUUCAUUCCAUGUAUCAUGAUUUAGCCAUGUGGCUGACACAAGUAUUAGUCUCUUGCAACAAAAACCAUCAAUCCUGUGACACCUUAAAUACUAAUGAUUUAUUACGGCAUCAGUUUUCAUGAACUCAAGUUACCAAACUUCCUCAAAAGCCUUUCAUAAGGAACUGAGUUGUAUGCUGUCCAUACAUUGUUGGAACAGACUUAGCUUGGAUCUCAGUCUUCCUUUUGUCCCCCAUGCAGCCCUUUGUGCACCCUCAAAAUCAGCUCUAGAGGGUUUUACGUGUCUUUUUAAUAAAGCUGUUGAUAGUGUACUGUGUCACUUCCUUGGAUUGUGAUUGUCCAGUCCUCAAACUAAAAAUUUACCAGCAUCCUUAGUCUUUAUAACCUGCUGGUGGUUCUCUUCUAUUUGCAUGUUUUCUGUUCUCUUAGCUCAAAAGUGUUUGUUUUUUUUAAAAAAAUGCACAUUCUUUCCCAACAGAAAUCUGUCAUGUUUUCUAACACCAAAUUGAAUUACAGCUGUAGAAAACAUUAGAGGAAACAAUUUCACACUUCACUUGAGAGUUUUAACAGUUGAACUGGGAGUGUACUUGAGUUUGGAUAUUAAAAUCAUGCAAUAGGUGAACAUUCACCCUACCUUAAUGGUUGUGUUUUCUUUUACUAGGUAUUUGUCUGCUUAUGGAAAGGCUGCAAAGUCUAUAACACCCCGUCAACAAGUCAGAGCUGGUUGCAGCGGCAUAUGCUGACGCACAGUGGUGACAAACCAUUUAAGGUAAGAUAGCUUUUGGAAUAUUGUCGGUAACGCCUAAUAAUCCUAACUAGUUUAAAUUUGGUGGCUGUCCGUUGCCUGUGUACUCAUCAACUUCUGAUCUCAGUUUGAGGGCAAUCAACAUCCAAAUCCUCACCCCAGCCCAUGAUAUUCUGAACCAGAUCCUUCCGACCAUUUGAUUCCAUGAAAAGUUUCUAUUUUGGUUUGAUUCGAGUAGAACCAAUUUAUCUUCUACAGUCUUAAUUUCUCUUAAAUUUAAUUGCCCAGUUCUCCCUACGUAGUCCUAUUCAUGCAGUUCUGCCUGUGCAGAUAGCCCUGAGGGUGGAAAAGACACAUUUCAGAAGAUCUUUAUCCUUUUUUUAUUUCAUGACUACAUUUCCCAGUAGCUGUGUGUAUCACUACCAUGGGCACCACAUGCAGCCACUCAUUUGCAGCCUAUCUAAUCAGGCCACUUAACUCAUGUGAUUUUGCAGUUUGGGGAUUAUUCAGUCAGACUAGAUUACUCAGAUGCCAUUUCUAGAACAGGAAUUGAACCCACUUUCAGACUUACUCUUGUUCUCAUUUAGAUUAAGUGUUCAGUUUAGGAUAAGCGUACAAUGGUGGGUGUUUUUUUUUACAAAAAUGUUCUAAGAAUGUAAAGAUGUUUGUGUUUAGCUGUCUAACUUAAAGCGAGAACUUUGUAAAAGAUACGUCUUAAAUGCAGACACUCAUCUUCACAAGCAACCAUGUUUGAUGAUCAUAUUGGCUUGAUAAGCAAAGAUACGAACAAGUCUUUUGGCCACAGCCCAUUUCUUCUUUUGUUCACAUGAGCAAGUGAGCAAACCAAGAAGUCUUCUGUUAAGUACUGCUUCCUGUUUAAUUUGAACAAGGCAACUGGUUAAGGGUUUUGGAUAUGAAGUCAUGGUUUGAAGUUGUCUUAAUAGUUUGGCUUGAUGUAGAGCUGUUAAAUAUAGUUUUCUGAUUCAAAUGAAAUGAGAAAGUAUUCUUGAACUUCCUGAUAUUUCUACUCUUUUUGGAAUGCUUUUAAUGUAUAUUUUUUCAAAUAUUGAACCUCUUCAAGGUUUUCUUAAUAGUGAAGUGGUAUGAAAAUGGUUGAUGGAAUUGUUGGCUUCCUCCACAAAGGGAGCAGUGAAGGAGCUAUGUGCAUGCCCACAAGAUUCAUUCAUAUUUGUGUUUUAAGCCAAAAGAUUAUUGUCCAAACCAAUUUGGGGUGGUGUUUUGUUAACCUUCAGGUCUAAAAACAUCAAUAUCCAGUUUGGGAGGAGCAAAAAUAUGCUGCUGUAGGCUAAGGGCAGUAUCCAGCUAAACAGUUUUGCUAGUUCAGGCACUUUGGGAUGUACAAUGGUACUUCCCUUCCUUCUCCCCACAUGCCCCCUGAAUCUGUUCUGGAGGGUUGUUGGGAAACCCAUAACAGAUUUUGGGGGAGGGGAAGUUCCUUUGCACAGCUGAAAAUGCUUGUGCUAGGAAAUCUGUAAUGUUGGACGAUACCCCAAAACUAAGCUACAGGAAAAUUCGGCUUAGCAAAACCUUCAGCCUUGAUUUAGUUUUCAGUAUAAAAUGAUUUUCAGUUAGUAGGUAGAUAGCACAUGCUAUUGUGGCUUUCAUCUUCUAUCGUUGGGGUCCUCUGAUCAGGAUAUAUAAACUUAGCUUGUGUGUGAGAUGGUAUAUUAAAUGCAUAUAAAGUUAGGAGCAGGUUAGGGUGUGGGGGCUGGUAUAAUACUAAGUAUGAUACUAGAUUUGAAGUUCUCCUAACAAUGUCACUUUUGGAACCCAAGCAGACAAAAUUAUAUUUUGAUAAACUGGGUUACAAAGUACAUGCUUCUAUCCAAAGAAAACAUUUCAGCACAGAUGAGAAUUCAAAAUAUCCCUUACUGAGAAACCUUCAGGGAGUAGUAAGGAUAUGCGUAGCAGCUUUUACUUAUCUACUGUAUUGACGUUUCUUCUCAGCAGCUUGAUGCUAUUCAAGGGCAACAUGCCCUCAAUAUCCUUGAACAGCAGACUGCUUGACGUAGUCUGUUCGCUCAUACUGGUCUUUGUAAUGUCUGCAAUUUUUGAUGCAUAUUGUUGGAGCUGGCUCAUGUUGCUUGUUUGGAACAUUACCACCUAAUCCACUUUAACCACAGUACUGAAGGAAAUGUGUAGAAAGGAGCCUUAAAUUGAUUGUAAUAAAAUUUUCUAUAAUAGUUUUCUUUAAGGUUUCUUUCUUGGUCAGGAGAACAAGUAUUUUACCCAUGUGAAAUACUCAUAGGAAUGGGUGGUGGUUGUGUAGCAUGCAAGAAAAUUUUCCCUUGCAUGUGAUGUGAUUUCAGGAUUUUUAAAAUUAGAACAAGGCGUAUGUUUGCAUGGUAUAAUUGGAAUGGAUUGAGUGCUCGAGUAUUUGGAGGUCAGCUUUGAUUCAACUAUCAUUCCUUGUUAACAUACAGAGAUCUGCAUUAGGGACAUCCAGGGAAGAGGAAAUUCUUUUUGAAAUAAGCAGUUUUUAAUAUGUUGCCUGAAUUUGUUGUUCCUUUGUUAAAGGAGCAGCAGUGCAAAGUGAGAAUGAAUUGGUAGCUUCCUUAUGAUGUCUUAAUUGAGCAUUUCUGAUUUUGUAUUUCGUAGUGUGUCGUCGGAGGGUGCAAUGCGAGCUUUGCCUCUCAGAGUGGGUUGGCUCGUCACGUGCCAACACACUUCAGCCAGCAGAAUUCUUCAAAAGUUACCAACCAGCCAAAGGCUAAAGAAGAAUCUCCUUCUAAAGCUGGAAUGAACAAAAGAAGGAAGUUAAAGAACAAGCGGAGGCGCUCUUUACGUAAGCACAUGAAACUUCUACAGUUCUGUAAUAAGCAGCAUAAACUUUAAAAACUGCCUUUCUUGACUACUUGUCUACUUUUUAGUUAUUGGUUUUUUGCUAGCCUAUAAAUUCCAUUGUUUUCAACUUUUGAUUUAAGAUCUUUUAUGUAAGGUACAGGGUGAUAAAGAUGCUUAUAUCAGCUGGUCCAUUUCCACAACCCGGCCAGCCAGAAUAGAUGCAAGUACUUCACAGUAGAGGGGAACAUUCUGUGGGCCUCCUGAAAAACAGAAGGGAUCUGUUCUUUUCUGGACUCGGAGCAGUUAUCUAGACUAAUGUGUGUCUAUAAUCAUAAUAUUGUCUAAGUCCAGAAAUUGGGUGCACCACAAUUUCAUAGAUGGUAGCUGUACCAUACUUUAUGUGCCACUGACUUCACAGUAUUGUUAGGUUUAAGGAGGUUGGAUGUGUGAAGAUUUUGGACUCUGCUCUCUUAUAGGGCUGAUGCCACACUAUGUUGGGGAACAUUUAACCACUGCUGAAAGACUGAGCCGCAAAUAGAUAAGGCCAGUGCUGAUGUAAAGUUUAAGCAUGGUUAAAACUAGCAAGAAAGGGGCAUGGGGAAUUCAUUCUGGACAGGGACCUGAUGGUAGGGAGCACAAUACUGUGCCUCCAUGCUCUUGCUGUCUUAGCCAUAGACAAAACAAGUUCACCAUUGUGCCUGUACCAAUCCAUAUUCUCAGUGAUCCUCAAGGCAUGUGAAACUCAAUGGGAGGUGGGGAGAGCACUCCCAAACUCAUGCACCUGAAGCCCAGUUUAAAUACAUUAACUGGUGGAAACCCUUCUGACUCACAAUAACCCAGCCUUCUGUCUUCUCACGCUCCCACUGUUGUUCCUGUCUCCCAGUGACUGUUCAUCCUUAGCUGAGAGUGGCAAAACGAGAACCCUUGUGCUCUUGUGCCAAGGUGCAAGCCCUACAUAACCUGGGAAGGGAGGGAGAUGAAGCAGCCUCAGUCAGGAGUACCAUUGCAGCCAAACACCUUCCAAUCAGCUCCAUCCCUUCUUGUUUGGUUCAUCUUCCUUUAAAAAACAAAAACAGAACUAAGCUUGAAUAAAUGUUCUUAUGGGCUCCUCCUUUAGUCAGAAUCCCAACAUGGUUAAUCUAUUUUGGGAACUAAUUUAAUACUACUACGUCAUAAAUUAAAAACCAAAAUGGCUCUUCUUCCUAUUUGUGCUCAUUUCAACUUUUCCCAUUCUUACGUCCUCCAGGCGUUUUGAACUACAACUCCCAUUAGCACAAGCCACAAACAGGGCUGCACUGGCUAGAUAGAGUUGAUGGGGGUUAUGCUCAGUGACACCUGAAGGGCACCCAGUUGGGGAAAGCUAGACCUAAAUAAUUGUAACAUGGUCUCUGGACAAACUGUCAGGCUGUGGGGCCGGUUCAUAUGUUCGGCAUUCUUCACCUGCAGCUUCAAGUGAUGAUUUGCAUGCAUUAGCUGACCAUCACAAAUCAGUGCCACAAGUAGGGUUUUCCUAUCCCCUAAUGUCAACGUAAUAUAUGUCAGCAUUGGAACUGAGUUUGCACAUUUGACUGAAAGCAGUAUAUAUGUAUAUGUGAUCAAACUCGUUAAAUCAAGCAUUUUUAAAAAGAGAAAGCAUAUGUCAUCCACUUUUACCAGCUGAAUGUGAUACACAAUCAACUGCACCACUACAUCGUGUUCCAUUUUCUCCUUUACAGUAUAUUUUAUUUAUUGAAGGCAUAUCCUGCUCUUCCUCCCAUAGCAGCCCAGGGUGGCAAGCAACAAUAAAUACCCCUUGAAACAGUGUUUCUCAAUCCAGGGUCCCAAGCUGUUGGACUAAACAUCCCAUCAUCCAUAGCUAGAUGGGAAUUGCAGUCCAGCAACAGCUGGGGACAGAAAUUUGAGAAACACUACCUUAAAAAACAAUUCCAAUACAAGAUGCAGACUGGGAAAGAGCUUAACUUAAAAGUCUUGUUGUCUUCAGUAGGCACUGUAAAGACUGAGACGGCGCCUGUCUACUAUUUAAGGGGAGGGAAUUCCGGGGGUGGGGUUGUGCCACAACACUAAAGGCCGGAUUCCUACAUUGUGUGGAACAGACCUCCUGAUGAGAUGGUAUUAGCAGGAGGCCCUCACCUGCAGUGUGCAGUGAUCAGUUGGGUAUAUAAGGGGUGAGAUGAUCUUUCAGGUAUCCUGGUCCCAAGCCAUAUAGGAUUUUAUAUGCCAAAAGCAGCACCAGUGGCUAAUCGGCAGCCAGUGCAAUUCUUCAACUGUGGGGUAACUUGUCAGCAAUAUCCUGCUCCAGUGAACAGCUGAGCCACUGCAUUUUGCACCAGCUGCAGCUUCAGGCCAAUCUCUAGCCCUAGUUUGGAGGCCACCGGAAGUACCCAGCCUUCUUUGCUUUUUUUUUUUUUUUUUUUUGCAUUUGACUUUAGAUGAAACUCGAUAGUGAUGAACCAUCACCCUGACUAAGACUUAAAAUUUUAGGUUUACAAACAUAGUAAAGUGCAGUUCUGUCCUCCUUUGCAGAAGAAUUUUACCAUUUUUUUCUGCUGGAAUUUUAGUAAUACUGAAACUACCAUAGCUUAUUUGCUGAAAUGGAAGGUACUUAAAAAAAUAAUAAUAUGGGAAAUACAAUUGCAGCACUUCAUUUUACUGCAGAACCUAUUAAUUUCUUGUUAAUUAUAAUUUCAAGUGUUGCUUCUGUUGCAAACAAAACUGCAGAGUAAAGUUUGUUCCUAUAGUUUCGAUUAAUUUCAUUAUACGAGUUUUGACUUCUUGGCAUUGAACUAUUGCAUAGUUAUGUUAUAUAAACCAGCAGUACUUGAUGUGCAGCACGGUUGAGAAAGCAAGCUUGCCACUCUUGCGGUUGUUGAAAAUAAGAGGGAAGCUUGCUAAACAACAAGCUGUAGCUUGCUUUAAAAAAAACUACAAGGUGAUGAAUAAGGGUUUAAAGCUACCUCUUUCAAAAAAUCAAGGCUAUCUCAAGCAAAAGGUUUAGAAUUAGUUUCCAGUGUUUACAUUAGUAGUAUCCAGAGAAUUGAAACUUGAUUCCCCAGUUUUACGUCUUUGUUUCCCUUACUGUUGCAGUAAAUGAGUCAGUAAAUAUAUUUAUGUGUUUGCUUGUAUAGCGAAUGUAUAAAGUUGAAUCAAAUGUAUUUUUUCCUUUUUCUUGCUGUAGAUACCUUCAUAACCCAAUUACAUAAGCAGUCACAUGGAUGUUUUUAAGCCUAUUUGCUCAGUCUUAUUUCUGUCCUCGGAUUCUCUUGUUCUCAGUACUAAGAUUCAAUUCAGAGGCCUGCUCUACCCCCUUCACACAAUCUUCUUCACUUUCUUUUUGCAGUUUAGCACUGAGCAUAAUUGUAGUGCCUAAAAUUGCUUGUCCUACCUCCAAACCAGAAGAUGAAACUUCAGUUUGAAUUGUGGUUUCUAAUUGUCCGGGUGGUAAGCACUAAUUAUGGUUUACCGGUUUUGAUGUCACAGCAAACUAUGGUUGGAGCUAAACUUAAAAGUGGAGGGAAGAAGAGAAGUGUGUGAUUCCAGUUUCUGAUUUCCCAGACCAUGGUUUGGAGAACUGUUUUAAUUGAGCUAAGACAUUGGUACAGUCUGUUGAAGUAGAAUAUCAGUAGCAGUUGAACAGUGCUGAAGUAGUCAUCUGCAGUUUUUAUUCCAUCUAUUCAGAAUAUUUUCAAUUUCUAGCAUUUUAAGCAAACUAGCAUAAUGUGAGUGGAAGGUAUUUUAGGCAGAACUUGCAUAAUUAAAAACACUCCUAGUGAUGUAUAAUUUUUAUACAUCUAAAAUGAAAUGUUCUGAAGAUUUGGCAGUUAACAUUAUAUAUAGGUAAGAACUCAUCUAAGUUUAAUCUUAAACUGUUCUAAAUUGCUUGUUUUUGAGGUAUGUAUAUUUAAAGAUUUGUCUAGAUCUUUUAAGAUUUCAUUUCCCAAGGUUGCUCAAAAGUUUUCUCUUAGUCAGUGGAACACAAUUAUAUGGUCCAUAAUAAUAACUUUUAGUACAAAAUGAAUGAAAGCAAAUUACACUGAUUCGUAUAGACUGCCAACUAAUGAUUUCGUAGGCCUAGAAGGAUGUUGAUUCUUCCUCAGCUAAAACUGUAAGUUUAAGGCUUGUUUUUAUGAAAAGAACUGGCACAUCCCGUAUUUUUCCAUGUAUAAGCCUAGGUUUUUUAACCAAAAACUCAGGUUUAAAAUUGGGGCUCGUCUGAUACACUGGUAGUGCUGAGGGGUGUUUUCCUUAAUUUGGAGUACACAAAAAUAGGGGGCGUCUUAUACAUGGGGGCAUCUUAUACACGGAAAAAUAUGGUACUUAUUUUGCUUUUGUUUAUGUGUAUCAUGUGAUGUAGAAGACUUAGUUCACAGUAUUCUGUUUUGUAAAUUGUAAGAUGCUUUAGGGGGGUGUUCUGUUUAAGCAACUAUAAUUUUCUUGGAUGAAUCUGCCGGUUUGUUGGUCACCUUUUUAUUAUAAUAUCAUCUGAAAUAUAUUAUAAGAUUCAUUGCUAAGUUUGCCCCCGAAGCAGAGAGAAUACUGGAAUGUUACGCAAAUCAGAAUGUUGCUGGUUGUAAAUGUGAUAAACCUGUUUUUUGUUACUUUUGUUUUUGUUUUGCUUUGCUUUAAGUGGAAUUUGGGAUAUGAAUGACUUGUAUAUCUUUGCUGAUGUCUUUAUUGUGCAAAUUACAACUGUUCUGAGAUUGGUCAAUAACUUUUUCUUUUCUUUAAGAACUGAUGCUGAUUAGAUAUUGUUAACAAGAUUCCACCAGGUGUAAAUGAUUAAGAAAUUUUCCCCAUCAUAAUGCUCAUAAAAUACAUUGAUUUUGCCUACUUUGCUUUCCUGCUUUUUAAGUUUAUAAUUCAAAAGGGCAGCCAUCAUAUUAAUUUUAAUAGAGAAAUUUAAAUUUAUAUAAUGCCCUACAGGCAAGGCUUGCAUGUGAAUAAAAACCUUUUGUACUGAGUAUUUGGUUAUUAUUGCUCUUUUGAGUUUAUAUAAUUGAAGCAAUUCUAGUAUGAUUUUGUUCUUCUGUAACCUUUUGAAAGAGUCUGUAUAUAAGACAGAACCUUCAGUUGAAUGUACUAUCCUGAAGAAAUUGCUCAUUUCUAAAGGCUAUCUCACUGCUACUUAAGUGCAGUUACAGGGACUGCCUGUCUUCAGUUUAUAAGCACCAUUUUCCUUAGUGUUGGUUGUGUUAAGUUUGGACAGAAUAGAUUUAGAGAGAAGCACAGUUCAAAUAGGAUGACAUCUAUAAGAUGCUUGCCCAUCCUAAAAGCAAAUGUAUUGAACAUUUCAGUUGGUUUAGGGAGUUGUUCCGAAGCUGAUCAGAAUUUAUUUUUAACUGGUAAACUUUGUUCAUGAUAGAAUAUGACCAUUGUAGCUUGAAUAUUUGAAUACUUAACAUUCUUCCAUUAGUUUUGAAGGCUUUUUUUCUUUUUUUAGCAAGACCACAUGACUUCUUUGAUGCGCAGACUCUGGACGCCAUACGACAUCGAGCUAUCUGCUUCAACCUUUCUGCUCACAUAGAAAGUUUAGGAAAAGGCCACAGUGUCGUAUUUCACAGUACUGUAAGUAUUCUUCCGUACUUACCUUAAUAAGAUGUUCAGCUUUUAUAUACUGCUUAGAUAUGUGCAUGUCCACAUGUUCAUGGCAGAUUACAUUUUCACAGCAUUUUGAUUGCUCAAAAUGUUCCUUAUACAGGAAUGGUAGUAAGACACUUUGCAGGAGGUUAUAUUUUGCACUUCUUGACAGCAAUCCUGUGAAAUAGGUUAGGCUGAGAGGAACUGACCUAGACCCAAAGUCACUAAAUGGGAGUCAUGGCUAAACGAGAUUUUGAACUUGGCUUUCUCAGGUCUCUAGGUUUCCUUCAAACCCAGUUGCCUGUGAUGUCUCAAUUUCGCAUACUGUGGUUAAUGCUAUCCUCAGUUUGCAAAACAUGGACAUCAUAGAAACUAUAGUCUUCUGUCAUUGCUUGCAUUUGAAGAGGGAAAGAAAUUACAAAGUAGCAGUGGGACAAAGCUUUAGCUCUGUUCCCUGUGUUAUACUGCUCCUGCUGGAUGCUUAUGAGUUCAGCUGUAACUGGGGGGAGCCCUUUUCUAUUUGCCGAGGCUCCUCUGCACCACACAGAAUCCUGACCUUCCAUUGCUCUAAAUCACUCAGGAGUCUUCAUGACUAGAAAAAGCUCCCAUCACAGAAGUUGCAGCUGAGUUGUGAGCGAGUAGCCUUCAUGAACCAGCCGGAGCAUUGCAACAGUGGGGCUGUGGCUUCAAUUACAGCACUGCAGCCCUUUGUACCUCCUUUCCCUUUCCAUGUGAGUUAUUACUGAAGAGUGCUUGAGGUUAGAGGACAUCUGGGAAUGGAGGAGUUAAGUAUGUGAUCCCUCAGCACGUUCCAAGCCUUCAGAACAUGGAAUAGAGCAGGGGCGGGGAAUCGUUUUCAGUGAGGACCUCAUUCCUUUGUUGACAAAUUUACAGGGAUUGCAUGGCAUAGGUGCAUGGAGCACUGAUCUCCAUCCUGGCAAACGACAGAUGUUUAGGCCAGGCACCCCCAACCUUUGGCCCCCCAGAUGUUUUGGACUACAGUUCCCAUCAUCCCUGACCACUGGUCCUCUUAGCUAGGGAUCAUGGGAGUUGUAGGCCAAAGCAUCUGGAGGGCUGAAGGUUGGGGGUACCUGGUUUAGGCAGUGAAGGUACCAAACUCACCUGCCCUGCAGUGGACAUCAUAUCUUUUCAUUAAAAACCUGGCUUAUCUGAAAGGGAUUUGCCGACACUGCAAGUCACAUGAUUUGUGUUUUUUGAGAAGCCCUGUGCAAAAGGCUUUGUAAGACUAUGAUCAGUUUAGGACUUGCAGAGCACUUUGAAACAUGCUUUGUGGGCUCUACAUUUCAGACUUUUCAGGGAAAAAGGGGAUCACUUGGUGUCAUUAUGAUGGCAAGUGAUUGACCAGUCUACCUACCUGUCAAACUUGGCCCAAGUGAGGGUGGGGGAGAUAACGAUGGGGACCACUAGCCAGGUCCCAUUAACCAAUGGUUUAAGGACACAUUCCAGACAGGCAAAAGUACUUGAGCAUGGUGCAGAGCAUGGCUGGUGAGAUGUGUGGGAUGGGGAGACACAUGUCCUGGGGAGAGUCUGGAGGGACACAUUGAAAGCCUUUUAGAAUGGCUGCAUUUGACUCCUGGGUCUGAGGUUCACUUCCCCUGAUCAGAGCAGUAGCAGUUGCAAAGGAAACUUGGAGGUGCACCACGACAAACUUGGGGGAAAGAAUUAUGUCAACAAGGAUAACUGGGUCUAAGCCAUAUAACAAACAGAAUGACAGACUUCAAAAUAAAAAUUAAAAUGCCAGCUCUCUUAUAGUUUCUGCAUUUGCAUUUCUGCUCUUCUCCAGAAGAGGUCAGCAGAAUUCCAUUUACCGGUACUUAGGUCUAACCUUAAUUCCCAGUUGGAGCGGACCUUUUAUAGAUCUGUGCUUUAAAAUUGAACAGUUUCUUUUGCAUAGGAGAACUCCAGUUCUUCUUCAUGAUGUUUGCAGUCCCACCUCCCCCUUGAGCCAGUUCAGAGUCAGUUCCAGGAAUGUUCUAGAGCUUCAUUAAAGGAGGUGAUUCUUCUUCCACAAGAGUUUUGUGGCUGUCUCCCCAUGCUUCUAGAGAUGAGACAAACACCUUCCCUCUCAAUUCUGCACUCGUGCAUCCCUUACAACCAGCAAGCUUUGGACAGAAAUUUAAAAGGCAAACUGCAUAAAAACAUUGGGGAUAAAAGCACAUGGUCUUGUGUUACCAUUUCCUUGGUGCAGCAGUAGGAAAGCAAUGCAAUACUGACAUGUUACAUGUCUUUUCAACUAUUAUUUUUCUGAGGAAAUGCUGUCUAGCAGUGUCCCCAUAGAAUAAUAGCUGUAGCGCUAGUAAGGGACCACAAGGGUCAUGUUCCUUUGUAACGUCUCAUUUGUGUCUAAGACUCCCAUACAUAUAUCGUAUACAAACACAAACACACCACAUUGUGUUAAUAUUGGAAUGCAUUAGACUGAAGGCAGAAGCUAGUAGUGGUCCCCAGCACCACCAUAUGCACCCAGGAAUUGGCUGCAAUAAUGUAAUAAAUAACUUCCUUGCCAUUUUCAAGUUUGUAGUUAACAUUAAUUAUAAAGAAUAUUUUCUGGUAAAAGGUUAUAGAAUUGUAGAGUUGGAAGGGACCUCUAGAGGAAUCCAGUCCAACCCCACUGCAGUGCAGGACUCUCAACUAAAGCAUCCAUGGCAGCUGGACAUCCAGCCUCUGCUUAAAAUCCUCCAAGGAAGUCCACAACCUCCUGAGGGAGUCUGUUCCACUGUUGAACAGUUCUUACUGUUAGAAAGUUCUUCCUGAUGUUUAGUCAGAAUCUCCUUUCUUGUAACUUGAAGCCAUUGGUUCGAGUGCUUACCCUCUGGAGCAGGAGAAAACAAGCUUGUUCCCUCUUCCAUGUCUCAGCUCUUAAGAUAAUUUGAAAAUGGCUAUCAUAUCUCCUCUUAGUCUCCUCUUUCUCAUGCUAAACGUACUCAGUUCCCUCAACUGUUCCUCAUGAGGUUUGAUUUCCUGACACAGCUCUGUCCUCCCUUCCCUUUACCUAUGUAUUCCCCCCUGCAAGUAUUUCACAUGAUGAAGAGACUUGAAAACAAUACUAGGCCUACAGAUAUUAAAAGUGUGUGCAAAGUCUAUACUUCUGUUCUUAUUGAUUCAAUUUGCCUAAUUUAUUCCAGUUGUACAGUGUUGUUAGCAGAGUGAUAAGAAACUUUCCAUGUGUGGUUAUGAGUGCCAGUCAACAAAUUUUAGCCCAAUAAUUUUGACUGUUGUUUUUAGGUAAUAGCUAAGAGAAAAGAGGAGUCUGGAAAGAUAAAGCUGCUACUUCACUGGACACCAGAGGAUAUGUGAGUAUGGGAGCAAGCCUAUGCACAAGAAAUGCCGCAAAGCAAGCUGGUGUAAGCUACACCAGAUUCAAAUUCCAUUUAGCAUUGGGCUGGCUGCUGCUGCACUACUUAAGCUUGGCAGAGGGGAAAAAGAGUUCUAUGCCAUAUUGCCAGUUCACAUGAACAGGCUUAGGAUCCAGUCCAGCCCCUGAAACACCACUUUGAGGGGACUAAAAACUGGAAGCAACUUAGAAAUUGGCAAGCUAUGCCAGUGUCUCUUCAGCUGAGCUGAGGUUGGGGAUGCCAACUUGAGCCAGAGAUCUGCUGCAUCCCAAGUCUAUCAUCCUAGCAGAUUUUGCUGUGGGAUUGCUCAUGCAUGCAUGCACUGAAGAGUCAACUGUAUAUUAGUGCAUCUACGUCCAUUGCUGUUUCACGUGUUUUGCUAUCAUUAUGAAAAACACUGGCCUGGGAAGAUUGCAAUUUCCUUACAAUUCUCCUGACUUGUUGAAACUGCAAUUCAUUUUAUAUGCAAUAUUCUAAGCUAUUUGUGCUUAUUGGAUGCAGGACAGCUUUUAUUUCUGUUUAAAGCUAGUUUUUUGUGGUGUGCAAAUGGAAGUAUGGCCACUAUGAGGAAGAGGCACUUCUUAAACCAAGAGUAGUUGCAUUGGUUGUCUCAUCAUGAUAUACCGGUAAGUUGAAUUAUAAUGGAUGCUGAUGGUUGAAUCCAUGCUCUUGCACAGGCUAGGAUUUUCAUUGCCAAAAGAAGUUAAAACAUUUCUACUUUAUGGCUUAGCAUCUCAAAAACCUAUGAGAGUCAUGUGCAGGAUCUAGCAGUAUUCUCAUCUUUCGGAUGACAAGGAGAACAGGAAAGCCCUAUACUCUGAUCCUUUUGGUAAUUUCUAAUGGUCCAUGGCUGUUUCAUCAGGUGUAUACAGUGCCUCCUCGUGUGCAAUGCUGCCAUCACUUUGCAUUAAGUAGAAUCCUGAGAAUACGCAUGUUGUCAUUGUCAUUGAGUGGUUAUCCAACAUUGGUUCCCUUAGUUCAUGUGUAAGCUAAGCAAGGCUAUUACUACUGAAAACCAUUCCACUCAUAGACCAUGUUCAUUGUCUAAUCUGACGGUAGUUCACAUUCAUUGGUGAGAAUUUUGUUUUUAAAUGUCAUUUAGAACAUCUAUGUUUGGGGAAAAAGGUUGACUUUUUUUAAAUUUUUUGUAAUUCAUAGUCUUCCUGAUGUGUGGGUAAAUGAAAGUGAGCGACAUCAGUUAAAAACUAAAGUAGUUCAUUUAUCAAAACUACCAAAAGAUGCUGCCUUGCUUCUGGACCCAAACAUAUACAGGUAACUUCUAAAUUUUUUAUUGUUCUCUUCUCAUUAUGAACUUAAGCCUCGCUUGACUUUUUGAAGCUGAUGCCAAAAAUAGUAAUGCUGGUAGCUUAAGUUUUAUUUAUCAUUUGAUUAAUUUGAUUUAUAUCCUCACUUUCCUACUGAAGGAGCCAUGGGCGGAAGACCCAGCAGUGAUAAAACAUAAAAAACACAACUAAAAAGAAUUGAAAAAUAUUCUAACAGUUAAUGCCUGCAUAUGUCUUCAGUUUCUUUUUAGUCAGUCAAGUAGACCUCGAAGUAUUCUUAAUUUCACCUUAGUUUUAUUGCCAGAAGUUAGAGAAAGUAAAUAGCAUUUGAUACACCAAUACAUCAACUUCCAACAAAAACAGCAUCAAAAAGUUAAGUUUUGAGGUUUGAGAUCAUUUUAACAGUUCUUAAACUGUAGUGACAGGAAAAGGGAAUGUGUAUAUUUACCAAGUGUAUUUUACUUUUUUGUGCUUGGUGUACAGAAAGUCUAGUAAAGGAGGUACACACAGUGGAAUCCUGAAAGAUCACUUCUGUUAAGAUCAUGCUGGUUUGUAUACCAAUUUUUGUAUACCAACUUUUAAAAGUCCAAAUUUAUCUUCUCAUAUAUAUUUUAAUAAAUAUAUGCUAAUUAUUCUUGGCCUGUAAUACACGUGGUAUUACUCUGAAAUCUGUGCUCAGUGCAAUUUUUAAAUUUGAAAAUAAUUUUCUUUCCACUUUGGGGAGAGGGGGUGGUCAGCUCUUGUACCCUGUUUUUGAGCAUCAGGUGCUGCUUGAGAUUUGAUUCUCUAUCUAAAUCUGCUUCUUAAAAGCAGAUUUGCUUCCUUUAUAUUAAUGCCUAAAGGUGCCCACCACUAAAUCUUCUGUACAUUUCCCCCCCAAAGAUACUCUGAAAUGUUUUAAAAGAAAACUGUUGUAUUGAAUAUAUGGUGCAUAUUCAAAACAAAACUUUCUCCUGUCAUAGGAAACCUCUGUGUUCCUGCACUUUUUAAACUGCUGUUGUCAAUCAAAGAUUAAGAGCAGGAACUGCUUAACAGAAGAGCAUACCUUCUUCCUUUCUUCUUCUUUUUCUUCUUUUGAAUACUGGAAGCCCUUGGUUCAACCCCCAGUGAGUCAGUUAGUAGGCAUGGGAAGAACGCCAUCCUUAAAGAACUCCAUCGAGCCCAGCACUAGAGCUUAAGGGUAGCUUGAUGCUGUAUCAGGAAGCUUCAUGUGUUUACGAAUCAUUAUACCACACCUUUUCCCCUGACGCAAUUUGAUAUAUGAGGCUAUAUACUUUUAUGGACAUUUGUAUGGGACCCCAAGCCAGGUGGGGAACACGUGAGUUGGGGUGUUGAUGUCCAGUAAGCCUUUCCACUUACCUUUUAUUUCUCAUAUUUUCGAUUAAUCAGCUUCAGUUUUGCCUUGGGGAAGUGCACGCUGCUAUCAAAUGCGCUAUGCAACACAAGUAAUCAUGACUGAUAUAAACACAAAGCAGUCAGUCACGAGUGUUUUACCCUGUUACACUGGCCCUGUGGGUUUUCAGAUGUACAUGAUGCAGUGAUGAAAUGUGUUCCAGCUGUUUUGAGGAGAUUUAAACUGCAAUCCAAACCACACUUGCUUUGAAAUAAAUGGCAUUACAAUAAAUGGUUAGGAUCCAACCCCUCCCCCUCCCCGUAUCAGUUUCUUAAAACUCCUGAAGAGCUUCCCAGCAGCUUGGAGGGCCCCCUGCAUCAGCACCCCAUGUGGUGUGGGGCUGCCACUGAAUUGGAAAAAUCACCCAAACCCAAUGUAGCACUGAAACACUGUGUGCACUAGACCAGGUAUAGGCAAACUCUGCUCUCCAGAUGUUUUGGGACUACAACUCCCAUGAUUCCUAGCUAACAGGACCAGUGGUCGGGGAUGAUGGGAGUUGUAGUCUCAAGACAUCUGGAGGGCCGAUUUUGCCUAUGCCUGCACUAGACUCUCUGGAUUCUUGCCAUUAAGAUUUCCAAGUUAAUGUACUCACUCUUGGAUAAUGAAACUUUUUGUUGUUGCUGCCAGUUUUUUCAGUCUUCAUAAAAUACAUUUGCUAAUAUUUUUUUGAAAUGUUUACAGUGUUUUCUUAACAUUUUGGCUCCUGCAACCAAGGUAAAGUUCACUUUUGGUUAAAAAAAAUAUGGUGAGCAUCAGAAAUAAAACGGGAACACACAUGACCGAAGACAUGUACUGGAGAUUCUGUGCUGGCCAUGAAUUGCUGCCAUGUGAAAAACGAAAAACAGAAUCCUGUUGCAAAAUUGAGGUUGUGACUCCUGAUCUUUAUUUGGGUAGUGUGCACAUUUUCUAAGGGGCCACUGCUCAUAAUUUCUGAACCACAUUAGAACAUUUUCACAUGACACAUCCAUGUCUGAAGAGCUGUCUAGUACCAGAGUGCGACAUUUCUGCACAGCUGGAGAAAGGACUCUGGAGGCUCUUUGCUGUUCCGAGUUUCCCUUAAACUUGGCUGCUUGUCCAAACUUGGGAUUGUGGUUUAUCACGUACUGUGGUUGGCUUCAAAACGACCCACAAUAAUUAGUGAUAAAACCACAAGCCCCAAUUCAUACGUAAGGGCAAACUGAGUUCCAGGGGAAGCAAAAUGAAGAUUUCUGAAGCCUUUCUCCUGGUUGCAUGGGACCAGGAGAAAAGGAAGCGGGCCUUUCAUGCCCAGGGCUCACAUGGAUGAUUCCAGCUUGCACACAUCAGGCUGAAUGCGAUUUAACGUGGCACGCAGACACAGCCAUUGAAGAGAGUGUCAUUUGUGAACCCGUUAACCAGUGCAUGUUAAGUUUCCUUGACGCUUUUUGGGGAAGCUACCAAUGCAAUGUUUCCUUUUCCUCCCUAGAACAAUGCCACAGAAGAGGUUGAAGAGGUAAAAGCGAGCUCAGCGCGGGCACCUCAUCUAUCAUCUUAUUCACUGACGGUGGAAUUAGAAUUGAAAAUGCACAUUAGUCAAGCCCCUCCACCUUAUGUUCUUCCCCUGCGCCCGGCUGCCACCAACUAUUUACGCUUGGCAAACCAUUCUGUGAAUGAAUUCGGUGCAUCUAUGGAAUAUAUUAUAUACAUGGAACAGAUCCUAUAUAUCUGUACGAUGGGAGAUGAGGAAAGCAAAAUAUACUGGCAGUAUAGUGGGUGUUCUCAAAGGCUUUGCAUGCUUGCAGCUUUUAUUUUAGCAGCCUCUCCCACCCCACCCCCCCUGUAUCGGAUGAACUGGCAAUUAAUACAUUGCCCUGUACAACCCUCCCUGUAGUGGUGGUUGUUGGGUUUUUUUGUAAGCAAGCUUCUUGGGAUCUUGUCAUUUGGUAAAUGAAAUAAAUACACACUAGAGAGGGAACUCUUCUCUCAAGAGUAUGGUGCGAAGUAAUCCAUUGUCACUUUCGUGAACUUGUCGUCGCAUAACAAGUGGUGGUAUCAUGUUUAAGCAAAAUGGUGGUGGCAUAUUUUCAUUUCUGGUGGAAUAUACGUUCAAGAGGAACAGGUCGGUGUUAAGUGUUGCUGUAUAUCUGAUCCUCUCCAUAAGGACUAUUACUCUAUGUUAGUAAGACUUAACUUUAAUAACCUCUACAGAAGAAGGUAGCAAUGUUGUUUUGUUUACUACUUGGCCUUUAAAACUCCUCUUUGCUACUAAAGAAAUCUCCCUUCUCCUUCCCCCUCCUUUUGGCUUAAAUUUUUCUAGUUGUAAAAAAAUUGUAUUUUUUAAAAAAGAAGCAUUUAAAAAUACAAUCGUUUAUGCACCAAAGUUGGCUAUGAAAAGAAAAUUAAAUUGCUUCCUGGCUUUACUAAGCAAGAAAUUAUGGACUUCUUUUAACCUACAGGAAUAGAAAAAUAUGUGUUACCAUGUUCGUCUUAUAGAGACAAAAGAGAGAGAGAGAGAAAUAGAUAGAUAAUGGGACAUUGCUUGUAAAAUAAUUUUGCAGAUUUGUAAUAUAUUUUUAUAUUAUGAAAUGUAUUGUAGAUGUUUUUUCUAGAGGCAUGGAAGUUGAGAUGUAUAUAUUAUGGUAGAAAUAAUAUGGAAGGAUAUUGUAAUUCAUUAGUGCUGCCAGAAGAAUUUGUUUAAAAGCAAGCACCUUUCCUAACAAUAAUAAUAAAAAAAAUGUCUCUUGGAUUUCUAAGAGCCUAUAUACUACUGUUGUAAAAACAAAAAACACAUUGAACAUCCUUCCAGAAAUCCUUCGGAUUUUUACAGCGCUCAUUGCUGGUAAGGGAUAUGAAAUCAUUCUUUUCCUUGCUUGUUGGAAGGAACAAAUGUAAAAAAAAAAUAUUAUAUGGUGGCUAUAUGCAGUCAAACUGCAUGAUUAACCCUCCAUGUUUAGGAGGUUUUUUUUUUUUUUGGCAUUACUACAGUGAAUAUAAAUACCAGCUGUUUUUACACUAAUUUUUUUAUUAUUAAAUAGCAAAAAACAAAACUCUAGACUCUCUGCUUGGAGAACUUGGCUUUUCCAAUACCAUAAAUUGGGGUCUACAUUAAUGAAGAUGAGAUGCUUGCUUGGCUCCCAUUGAGUCUAGAAUGGUCUAUAUACAUUUGAAUUCCUCAUCAAUGUGUGGAUUAUAAGCACCACUAACAUGGAAUGGUUCUGGAAUAGUCGUUUAAUAAUGGUAUUUCAUAAAGAUCUGUAGCAAUGUUACUAUUUUUAAAAAAAUGCAGUUCGUUAUUUUUAUUUCUUAUUUUUUAAUUUUGCUUGAGCACUUCAGUUACCGCUUAAACUUAUAUGGUCAUCUGCAAUUACUUUGAUUCUUUUUUUUUAAAAAAAGUUAUAAAAUUGCCAAAUAGGUGUUUUCAGAUAUAGUUUGUAUUUGUAUUUUUUAAUUUUAUUUCUUUUUGCAUUCAUUGUAUACCAUUCUUAAUUGACAGAUGAUUGUAGACCCUGCCUGAGUAUUUUUUCUAAUAAAACAACGC